Molecule: messenger RNA, 3730 nt
Organism: Uranotaenia lowii
Lineage: Eukaryota; Metazoa; Arthropoda; Insecta; Diptera; Culicidae
Product: paired box protein Pax-6-like
Exons: 5
Coding region: 1183-2937 (584 amino acids)
Biological process (GO): anatomical structure development; regulation of transcription by RNA polymerase II
Molecular function (GO): DNA-binding transcription factor activity, RNA polymerase II-specific; RNA polymerase II cis-regulatory region sequence-specific DNA binding
Source: RefSeq, a predicted model, not a curated record
UCUGAAUCUGAAUUCUGAAUCUGAAUUCUGAAUCUGAAUUCUGAAUCUGAAUUCUGAAUCUGAAUUCUGAAUCUGAAUUCUGAAUCUGAAUUCUGAAUUCUGAAUCUGAAUUCUGAAUCUGAAUUCUGAAUCUGAAUCUGAAUUCUGAAUUCUGGAUCUGAAUUCUGGAUUCGGAAUUCUGAAUCUGAAUUCUAAAUCUGAAUUCUGAAUCUCAACUGUGAAUCGACAUUCUGAAUAUGAAUUAGGAUAAUUAAACACAAUAUCUGAAGUUCAAAUCUCUAAGUAAUGGUGUGUGAAUGAUAAAAAUUUGUUCUUCACAUUACUACACUGUCUUCGGUGAUAAUCACCGUCGGUAAUUUAUGCAAUACCAUUGAUAAAAUCUCGCUGAUGUGGUUCUCCCCUACUAAAUAAAAAUGACCCGGUACAAACAGAUGAAUUCCCCAUUGAAUUUCUCCAGUAGAAACACAACGUUUGAAAGAUGUUUGCAGAUUAUCUCCUCCUAUUUUCGCCACCUCCGAUCAUAAAACGCAUAUCCUUUUUCUGAUAGUCGUCCAACUUCAAUGAAAGGAAACAGCACAUAAAAAAAUAAGUCAGCAAAGCAACAGUAUGCCAUGACGAGUGCCAGCAAUACAGAACAGUUCGAAAGACGAAGAUCAACCGCAACAGCACCAAAGCAAGCGGCGAAACGCGUGCUUUGAGUGAACUCAGGCAGGAAAAAAAGGGAAAAUCAUCUGUCUGUCCGCAACAGACACGCACACGUCAUGGCACACUCUGAUUUUCCGAUGUUUUCUUUUCUCUCUCCCUCUCUCUCUGGUUUGGUUUGCCUAAUUUUCCACCCAUCAUCACCGAAUGUAGGAAAAUUUUUGGCGCAUAUUUGAACGCUUUCAGGAAAAAUAGCAACAACGGUAACAACAUCACCACAAUGUUGAAUGAACGGCGAAUUAGAAAGAUUCCAAUUCCGGUAGAAGCCGGAAGUUGUCGGCACGUUGUAAGUAUUUUGUUAAGUGGUGGAACGAAAACGGAAAACGUCAGUGAGAAUUGACACAAUUCAAUUGGUUUGGUUAACAAAAGGAGCGUUUUUUUUGGUACUUCAAUUGUAAAUAAAUUACAUAAAAUUUGUGCUUUUUCAUUUCUCUUUUCCUUGCCAACAAUUUGUUCGAUUGUGUCCACGGAUUUUGUAGUAUGGCUUACAAAAACGAAGGCCACAGCGGGGUCAACCAGCUGGGCGGGAUCUUCGUGGGAGGACGGCCCCUGCCAGACUCGACCCGGCAGCGGAUUGUCGAGCUGGCCCAUGCCGGUGCCCGGCCGUGUGACAUUUCCCGUAUCCUGCAGGUGUCCAACGGGUGCGUGAGUAAAAUUUUAGGAAGGUACUAUGAAACCGGAAGCAUCCGGCCACGUGCCAUCGGCGGAUCGAAGCCGAGGGUGGCCACACCGGAGGUUGUCAACAGGAUCUCCAUGUUCAAACAGAACUGUCCGAACAUAUUCGCGUGGGAGAUUCGGGACAAGCUGCUUAACGAAGGAAUCUGCACCCCGGAGAAUAUUCCAAGUGUUUCAUCGAUCAACCGGGUUCUACGCAAUCUGGCCGCCCAGAAGGAGUUCAGCAAGAAGCCGCACCACUCGGGGGUCGGGGGACAGGAAUCGAACAGCAACGACUCGAGCUAUCUGUCCAACAAAACUCUCUCGGAUGCGUCCCCAUUUAUGCACUACAAUAAGUACGCGACGGCGGCCGGUGGAGAAAGCGGUGAGUUUGGAGCUCGAGCUCUGGAAAUGAACCACAACCUCAAUCAUCCAGCCAACUCAACUACGGUUUCAGCUGCGGAUAUCAAACCGAAUUCCGGAGGAGAUCAUGAUCCAAGUAAGGGAGUUAGUCCGUUCGGAAACGGGAAGGGCUGCUUUACGAAUUUGGAUUCGCCGAUUGGAGUUGGAGGCGGAGGGGGAGGAGGGAUAGGUGGUGGCGGUCAUGGUUCCGGAAUGAAAUCGCCUGGCGUUGGAGGAGGGGGAGGCCUUGGCGGUCAUUCAUCGGCAAUGGGUUUCGACAGCGAAUCGGAUCGGUUGAGUUUGAAGCGGAAACUGCAGCGCAAUCGUACCUCCUUUACCGUCGACCAGAUCGAGUACCUGGAGAAGGAAUUUGAAAGGACCCACUAUCCAGACGUGUUUUCCCGAGAAAGAUUGUCUUCCAAAACCAAUCUACCUGAGGCGCGGAUACAGGUUUGGUUUUCGAACCGCCGCGCCAAGUGGCGUCGCGAGGAGAAACAACGUUCGCAGGCCGCUUCCGAGGGUUCAUCCGUAGGAGUAUCCGUAUCGGCCGCUUCCGCACCUCCUCCAUCUGCCAUUAGCUCGUGUAUGAACCUUACCUCACCGCUCGUUUCCCAUGUGUACGAUUCCAAUAUGUGCGUCGAAGAUUCCAACAGUAACUAUCUGAGCAAAUCCUAUCCGUUAGAACCAACGGCUUUUCAAAAUUUGAAUCCCCUGAAAUCUCCCCAAAACCACCAAUCCCAGACGCACUCUCCGAUGUCCUUCAAGCUCUUUCCCUCGGAUUCCGGCGUUGGAAGUGGUGGUAGUGGAUCGUUGACCCCGGUGCCAGGUGGUGGAAAUGGAGGUGGCGGCGGUCCAGGAUCACUCCACGAGCCGAACCUGAUGGAUGCGGUAGCCUUGUCCAACAAUGGCGGUUUCGCACACGUACCUACCUCGGACGAUAAGUCCCUGUACAACCACUUUGCCUAUUCGGCGGCGGCUGCGUCCACAGCGGCGGUUGCAGCCGCAGCCAACAUGCACCAUUCGGCGGCGUACUCGGCGGCUGCGGCGGCCGCUGCCGAUCACCACCAUCAUCAUCAUCACCAAUCGUACAACGGGAUGUACCUGAAGAACCAACUCUACAAUCUUCCAACCAAUGGCGUCCUCAGCUUCCAGUCCACGCUCGAUUGGAACAAAAGUUAAUGGUAAGCGUCGCGGCGUCUUCCGAAAAACGCUGCUGCAACGCCCUCCACCAAUGGUGACUUUGAUCAAACUCUUAACACAAACAGUCACGCUGACAAUUAACAAAAGAAGAAAAACAUUCCACUUUUAAACAAGCGAUUGCUAUGAUGAUGAUAAUGCUCUGAUGACGAAGAAUUGUUGCCAUAAAACAAUAAAGCACGAUGCCAUAAAACGUGGUGCAGAUUGAUCUUCUAAAAAUAUCGAAAUAAAAACUAAAUGAAUGUUAAACCCUUGAUAACAAAAAUUAAACUCGAAGACAAACAUAAUGAAAUGAAACUUGAACGUGAUCAUAUUUUGCUAAAAGUGAUGGUUGUCCGUAAUUUUACAUUUGAAAACAAAAGUAUAUAUCAGUAACAGUAACGUUAGAAAAUAACUAUUGUAUAAGUAUUAUUUUACCGACAAGUGUAACACCCGCGAAAAAACCACAUUUAAUGAGAUGCUGUGAGACACAAGUAACAAAAAAAAUCAUUGAUCCAACUAAAAACGUAACUUAAUGAAAUUGUGUUAGGAAAAUUGACUAUAUUUUAAUCUGCAUAAGAGGAAUCUCACCGAGAGCUGCUCGGUCUAUAAAGGAAAUUUUAAUUCGUACUUAGAACAAAAUAUAUACUCAUCAACUGAAAUGAGGGAAGAAAAAGAAGCAAAUGUAAGCGGGAAGGAGAAAAACAAACUGAAAUGUACAAUACAGAACAUUGAAAGCACAGAAUAAAUAUUAUGAUGAAGUUUAUAACUAUUAUCGCAAUGGAAAUGUCCAUUU